Messenger RNA from Ixodes scapularis (black-legged tick), 1558 nucleotides. Its product is annotated as GRB10-interacting GYF protein 2-like. Bases 165 to 914 code for a protein of 249 amino acids. The transcript is spliced from 4 exons. The record is from RefSeq and is a predicted model, not a curated record. NCBI's taxonomy places the organism in Eukaryota, Metazoa, Arthropoda, Arachnida, Ixodida, Ixodidae.
UCUCCGAAUACGCGUAUCAGUCAUCGUCGUGUCGUCGUCGUAACCGUCAUGACCGCGAAAAUGGAACGAUCCUAUCCGACAUCAGCGACCCGGUGUCGAAGCGCAGUCGUAGGCUGCUCUCGAUACUCUGCAACUUCUGGGUGCGACUGGGUCGGCAGUGGAACAUGUGGUCAGACAUCGAGGUGGGCCUCGCCGCCGCGAAAACUGACCGCGAAGCCAAAAGAGCCGAACUGGACGCGGUCAGGGCCAAGGUCAACCAGCUGUCCCAGCAUCAACCCGGAGAGGCUGGCGGCAGCGCAAGGAGAGCUCGCGGCCGAAAACAAGGCGCUGGCGACCAAGGAGCCAAAGCAGGCGGUUGUGAUGAACGGCUACAAGAACUUAAAAAGUGCCAAAUGCCAGGUGCCCCAGCAGCUGAAGAAAAGGAGCGGCAGCAACGGUGCGUGGCGGAGGAAGCGAAAACAGCGUCCCAGCUGCAGGAGGAGCGUCGUCAUCUGCAAGCCAGGGUAGACGAGUUGCGCCGCAAGAUGCAGAAGGCUCCGAGAGAGCGAGAGGCCUUGACCAACCUCAAGACCCAGCUGCUCUUUAGCCUGGCCGUUGCGCAGCGGCUGGAGUCGUUGGUGCAGGCCAAGGACGAAGCGUCCGCGCGCAGGAAGAGUGCGGAGGACAAAUACCACCCCCUGCUGAAGGAGAGGGAGGCAGAGGCCGAAAGGAAGAGCCAGCUGGACGGCCAGACGGCGUUCCAGCACCAGGCCAUGCAGUCCAAGCUCAGUGUCAAGAAGGGCGUGAGUUGCGAUGAAAAUCUUCGCAACCGCGAGGGGCGCUGGAGUCUGCAGGAGAGUCAGCGGUCUCUGGUGAUCUGUUGGUUCGCGGGUGCCAGCACUCUUCUGAGGCUGCUACAAGUUCUGCUGUUUUGACUGAAGAGUGCGGAGGACAAAUACCACCGCCUGCUGAAGGAGAGGGAGGCAGUGGCCGAAAAGAAAAGCCAGCUGAACGGCCAGACAGCGUUAAAGCACCAGGCCAUGCAGUCCCAGCUCAGUUUCAAGAAGGAGCAGUUGGCCCAAGCGAAGCAGCGCCUUGAGGAGCUCCAUCUCGAGCGCCAAGAGGUGGUCUGCUCCAAGGAUUCCGAGGUCUGGCACUGCCAGCUGGCCGCCAUUCUAUAGUAGGCAAGGAGGUUAUAAUGGGCAGGAGGUGGCAUAACGUCACGGAAGUGGGCGUGGACAAAAAGUGUCCCCACAGUCUUUCGGCCAACAGGAAAAUAGUCCCGUGUGCUCUGCUUUUUGUGCCAAAAUAGGCAACGCUCAUGCUUCCCCUCCUUCCUCAAUACGUGACACGUUUCCUCUUUGUCAAGUUGAGAGCCGAAGAGAAAACCUCUGUAGUAUCCUGCGCAACAAAGGCUGCUUGCACUCGGCACCAUGCAACAUACGGCAGUUUGCUCUUGGAUGUUCCAUUCUGGUUGUGAACUGCAAAGGGUGCAUUUUUCACUCUUCCUAUGAAAUUCGCGCGAGUGUGCAGGUUGCUUUGCCAUAUUUGGGCAUCUUCUUCUGCGGGCCCCCAAAUC